AAGACAGGAUAGAGUAGAAAUAAAGCCGAGAACGUGCAAUGGAAGCCUGUGCAAUGAAAGUCCAUGUAAUGAAAGCAAAUAACUUUAUAAUUAAAUAUUGCGAUGUUUGGAUUGCAUACUGUGAACUUCAAAUUUAUGUUCUGGUAAAAUAUCCAUCACCAGAACAUUCAUCUCAUGCUUUGCAUAAAUGACUUUGCCCUGGGACAAAAACAUUUUAUUUAGCUCUGUUUGUCUGGUGCAGAGCAGUCAGCAUGCCUCUAUUAGUAGGUGUGUGCUCGUGCUGUUUGCAUUGUGUAUGUGUGUGUGUGUGUGUGUGUGUGUACAGGAGUUAUUUCAUGGAUGGCUUGCCUGUGCACACACCCAGUUGUCAAGUGAUCCCUAUAUUCAAGCCUGGCUCUCUGCUUCAGACUGAAGCAACACUGCAACAUUCAAGGAUUUAAUGAGACAGAUUUUUUUGGACGUGUUCCCUUAAUAUUAAAUAGUCCCACAGAGCUGCUGUCAUUCUUUAAGGCACAAUGUUUCCACUGGUUAAUAGAUGAAGAAGAAGGAGCUCCAGCCAUAAAGGUUUUAUGAGGUUUGUGCCAUAUCUCAGUCCUUAUCUGCUGACGUCACUUAGAUAGAGGCCCAUAACUGUGAUUACCCAUCCAUAAAAAAAGAUAAGACAAAGCACAAAGCCUAAAAAAAUACAGACAUAGUAUGAAGAAGCAAGUACGUGACCUGAGAAACGCAAAAAUCAGCUGGUUCAAAUGAAAUCAACCUUCCAAGUUAGUCACUUGUUGCAUCCCCAGUAGAGGACAAUGUGAGCAGUAAAGCAUGGUUACAACCAGUGGCUCUGCAUGGACAAAGCCUGUCCCUAACCAGUCCAUACAAAGAACAUCAGAGAAAGGAGACAGAGAUACCCCGCCUUUCAACAAGGCUUCUAUGAUGAGGUCAUUUUAUUUGUCAGAUAGGUGGAGGAUUUUUUCUUCUUUUGAGGAGCAGAACAAAAUUAUCUUUUUUUUUCAACUAUGUUCUGGAAUUCUAGUGCACAGAUUAGAAAUAAUAGUCCUGAAGAGGCUUUAUAUCGACAACACAGAUGACAGUCAUGGUGGAGUAAAAUUGAUUGUUCUCACCAUAGCCAGCAGGAACCUGGCUUGGCCUUGGAAAGAUGUGUUCUGCAAGGUUGACUGGUUUCACAAAAUCAAUACCAGCCAACAAGCAGCACUAGCUGUAUUCAGAGCUGUUUCUGGAUAUCACUGAUCCAUGAUCCACUGAUUCAUGAUCUGUGAUAUAGACCAAUCCAAUUUAACUCAAAAAGGACUAAAAAAAAAAGGAAAGACUAAACCGUGCAUUUGGUGACUUUGUCAAUCAUUCUGUCAAAGUUCUGCUUGCAAAUCCAACACUUUUCCUUCCCAAGCAAAACACAAGUACUAUAAAAUACCCCAUAACUCUUUAAAAUAUCUGAGAGGCAGAGUGGCCUUUGACGAUCAAGCAGGUGUUAAUGCUGAGUGUGACUGUUCUGAAAAGGCAGACCUAUGUCUCAGUUGCUAACAGAGUCAUUUAUGCUCAUGUUGAAGCUCCAGUUAUUGCUGCAGUGUGUGUGGGUGGGUGUAAGUGGGUGGAUAGUGAGCGUGUUGAUAAGACUGUAAAAAGGCAUAGUCUUGAGCAGCUCAGCUCAAGUGGUGGGAGGAGUGGCAACCCCAGUUACAUCAUGUCACUGUGCAUACAGUCCCUCAGAGCCAUCGUUAUCAGACCUUCAGUACACAUUAGAAGCAAAGGAUUAGCUCUGGUGCAUCGUGGAUCGAGGAGAAAGGCACUGAAUGGCAGCCAUUCUGGGUACCAAGGAUGGACUGGUAUAUGCAGAGAGCUCUAGUGCCCAUACUAGACACAGUCAUCAUAGUAAUUGGACUGCUGGGCCACUCAUUGGUAAUCUUCAUCUUGGUAAGGAGGAGGCGGAAGACAGUGUCUCGGUCUUUUCACGGGACUGAUACACUACUACUGGCCUUGAGCACCUCAGACAUGCUGCUGCUACUCUCUUUGCCUUUCCACACAGCUGCAAUUGCACUGGGCAACUGGCCUUUCGGAAGCUUACUAUGCAAAGCUGUCAGCUUCCUGGGAGUGGCCUGUAACACCUUUAGUGCGUUCACCCUAGCUGCACUAGCAGUAACACGCUAUAUGACAGUGGUACACCCAACCUGGGCAUACCGCUCCAGGAUGAAGCGCUGGCUUCAAGUCUCAGCAGUUCUGCUUUGGGCACCGGCUAUGGCGCUGGCUGCUCCACAAUUUGCCUUCCGCAACGUGGGCACGUACGCCGCAACACAUUGCUUUGCCUUCCUCAGUGACAUCAGCCAGGUGGUCUACAGCACUGCCCUCUUCUUGUUCAGCUUCGUCCUGCCUCUACUGGUCAUCAUCCUCAUGUAUGCCAAACUCUACAGUUUCCUGCGUAAGACUACCUUGCAGGGGCAUGCUCUGCAGUUGCAACGCUAUCAUAGGUUGGUGACCCAAACCACAGCGUUGCUUGUUGUCGUGUUCACAGUCUGCUGGCUACCUUCCUAUAUAGUGAUGUUCUGCCGAAUUGGUAAGAGUGUCAACAGCACAAGCAGGCUUCGCUCUCUAGCACUGUUGGCACGGUUAAUGGCCACAUCAUCUUCCAUGGUCAACCCACUGCUGUAUGCUUUUGUGUCACAGAAGUUCCGUCGGGAGUUGCUGGGCAAGGCAGAGUGUGGGGACUGUAUGGUUGUGCGCUGGCUUGUGUGUUGUCCAGAGAGAAGCAGGGACAUUGUACAGCCCUUUAACCCUGCAGAGCUGGAAACUACACCUCCACAAUAGAAGCAAAAGACACUGAUGUUGAAACCUCAUUCUGUUAUUAAGAUUUCAAGAAUCUUGUAGGGUUUUUUUUUAACUAGUAGCCAACUGAGGAUGUCAAGCAGGGGACCAUAAUUUCAGUUUGUAUUAGGAACAGAGCUUUAAAACAGAGCUGUAUUGGGAAACUAUAAAAGAUGGAAAAGCACAACAGUUUAGUUAUAUUUAUCCAUGAAUGAGUCAUGUUUUAACGUGUUCAUAUCACUGACAACCUUGUUUUUUCCAUUAUAUAGAGACUCCAGACUAAUAUGGCAUUUAUGUCUGUUUACUUCCUGACAUAUACAUAGAUGCUUUACUCUAUUUAUAAACUAUGGAAACCUCAUUACCCAUAAGCACCUAACAUCAGUGUUUACAGUUUAAUUAAAAAUAUGGGUCUGUGCAUUUAGUAUUGCA
Molecule: messenger RNA, 3234 nt
Organism: Pangasianodon hypophthalmus (striped catfish)
Lineage: Eukaryota; Metazoa; Chordata; Actinopteri; Siluriformes; Pangasiidae
Product: galanin receptor type 2-like
Exons: 1
Coding region: 1825-2808 (327 amino acids)
Biological process (GO): immune response; G protein-coupled receptor signaling pathway
Cellular component (GO): membrane
Molecular function (GO): G protein-coupled receptor activity
Source: RefSeq, a predicted model, not a curated record